UUAACAUCAACAUACCUUAUUAUGUAUAUAAAUAUACAUAUAAUCCCUGCGCCUCUUAUCAUCCCAUCAUCACUGUUUAUUUCUGCAACUCAAAAUUCUCAAUGUCUACCGGUAACACAAAACAAUUGAAGGCCGAAGAGAUCACCGAACCAAGACAGUACAACACGGAGGAGCGGAAGAACGCGAUCAAGAAGUAUCGAAGCAAGCGUGACAAAAGAAAUUUCAGUAAAAGGAUCAAGUAUCAUUGUAGAAGUGAACAAGCCAAUGGACAACUACGAAUAAGAGGUAGGUUUGCGAGAAGAGAAGAUGCAGAGAAUGCACAGAUAAAUCACCGUCAUCAUCAUCAUCAUCAUCAACAACAACAACAACAACAACAAGUGUAUAUCUCUGGAGAUGAAGGCUAUAGUUUCAGCAGUGAAAGCUAUGCUUACAGUACUGAGAAUACAGAGAGUGGCGGUGAAGAAGAGUGGGCAAGGCAAAUGCAACAGUUGUGGUCCAUGAACUCGGAUACCUUCUAUCUUUGA
Molecule: messenger RNA, 524 nt
Organism: Dioscorea cayenensis subsp. rotundata (Guinea yam)
Lineage: Eukaryota; Viridiplantae; Streptophyta; Magnoliopsida; Dioscoreales; Dioscoreaceae
Product: two-component response regulator-like APRR1
Exons: 2
Coding region: 102-524 (140 amino acids)
Biological process (GO): regulation of flower development
Cellular component (GO): nucleus
Molecular function (GO): protein binding
Source: RefSeq, a predicted model, not a curated record